UAGCUUGAGUGGUGUUUAUUUAUGUGUGUCCUCUUUGUCAGUUAUUUCUAAGAACACCGCCGGGUCCUUGAAUUAGUUUUGUUAUAUUUUUAAAGGUUGCUGUUAAUGUUAUAGCAUAGGCCUAUAUGACUACUUACAUUUCGUCUUGACCGAGCUGGAACUACUAGUGCAGCACUGGAGUGUUUACAACCUCAUGUGAUAACCCAUCGAGUGACUGAGGCUGAGUGCCCUCAUCUUGUUUGGGCAGUCACUAUGUUUUCUUUUUCGUAACAAAAGACCGAACGAACUGGCAUACGUCGAGAGGGAUAAAGAGGCUUGAAACUGGUCACCCGGCAACGAAAACUAGCUUCUUAAAACAUUAAAAAUGUCAAACUGUGCAGCAGCAUAUCAAACUCAGAUAGCAUCGAUAAUGGAUGUGCUCGCCAAGGCUGCUGUUGCCGAAAUAAGCAAAGUGGUGGAGGACGCCGUCGUCAUUUUACGGGUGGAAACUUGUCAACGGCAAAACGAAGUCGAAGCCCUGAAGAGAAACCUGGAAGUCGUCUCGAACGAGCUGCGAGCCACACGUAGGGCUCUCGUGCGGGAGUGCAUCAACGGGAGGGCAGCAGCAGCAGAUAUUAUUGAAACACGCGACCAGGAGUCUGUCAUCAACCGAGGCUGCACAGGGAAAGCUGUACGAGCAGAGGAGAGCCGGGGUGCGGCAGAGGACAAGGUCAACGCCCUCAAGGUUAAGGUCAGUGUGAAGGUGAAGAGCGAAGCUGGACUUGGAGACCUGGGCUCCCGUGACGUCUGCGGCUGGAACGCUGGAACGCCAGGCGCUGGGACGGGCCGAGCACUUGACCGAGGGCUCAGCCAUAGGUGGCCAACUGAGGGCGGUGAUGAUGACACGGAUACAGGUGCACCGAGCGAACCUCCACCCCGACGCCCGACGACCCACAACGUCAACAUCCUCCCUGCUGCCGUUUCCAUGGCCACCUCAGCUCCACCCACAGCGAGGCCGCGGCUGAGGAGGUGGUGGCCUCACGGGCACCUCGGCACACGGCCGGCGCGCACUGCUCAGGCUGCAGGGAAGAGUAUCGGUGCUCUGGCGAGAGGGAGCGGGAGCUGCUUCAACGCCGGGCUCAGGGGGGGGCAGGGUGGCCUGUGGGGUCAUUUCAGGUUGCGCGGUCUUCAGAGGUCUGCGUCGGCACAGCAGACGGUGUGGGGUGGUCGCGGCGUCAACAAGCGGCGGUUCCCGUGCGGGUUCUGCGGGAAGACCUUCGAUCGCCUCAGCCAUCUGGAACGCCACCGCCGCAUCCACACGGGCGAACGACCCUACGGCUGCUCUCUCUGCGGGCGACGCUUCACUCAGAAGAGCAGCCUGAAAGGACACCUGAAGACACACAGAGGGAUGUCUGCAGGUGUGUCCGAUGGCACGGUGGGAGGGGACGGCCAGGCGCCAGAGGACGACUGGAGCUCCCAGUUUCCCUCUGCGAUGGAGGACGGGAAUUCCCAGUUCGUUGCCGCCGCCGGCGACGACAGUGACCCACCGCUAAGCAGCUCGGCGAGGACGGUUGGGCUGGAGGACGCUGGCCACACCCACACCCAGCCGACGACAGGAAAUGGCCACGUGCUCUUCCCGCCGUGCGGGAGGGAGGAAGCAGGCACACACACACAGCCAUGCGUGACGGUGGCGGGGGCCGCCGAGUCACACUCGGAUUCAUACACGUACACCACGACCAGAGCUGAGCAGUCCUGUGCAGCGGAGCAACUGAGGCCAGGGCAAGUGGAGGAAGUGACUCAGAACCGCGAAAGACAUACUCAAUCUGAACAAUACUGCGGCACGCUGAAACACACCGACCACAACCACAACCAUACACACACUGACGUCACGCACACACACCACGGAGCUCAGACAGAGGAGGCUGGCAUCGUUAACGGUUUUCUUGACCACGACAUGAACUUGAACCUGCACUGCCUGGCAGACUCACAACCAGCGCUGCUAAUGCAUCCAGAGAGUUCAACUACUCACCUCACACUCUCACACACACUUCAGACACACAGCCAGGAGGCCUCCACGCUCUCACUGUCACGGCACACACACCUUCCACACACUCAGGAGCGCACUUCUGCGCUCUCCCUACACACACACUCACAUCCCUCCCACAGUCAGGACCAGCACACACGCCCCUCCCAGAGUUCGGAGGGCAGGCGUGGGCUCUCACACAGUCAGGAGGGAAGGCCUGGUUUCUCCCAGAGUCAGGGUGUCGGGUCUUUGUGUGCAGUCAGUCAGGAGGCUGAGGGCUUUGGAGAGCUGCAGAUGGACCUGAAGGCUGAACACCUGGAGGAGGAAGAGGACGAGGAAGAUGAAGAGGAGGAGGAGGAGGAGAGCCUUCAUCAGGGGCCGCCUCGUUACAAGACCGAGGUGGAGUCGGAUGGGCAUCAGGCCCGUAUGGAGACUGGGGUUGCAGUGACAGAACGGGACAUUGGCGCCAUAGAACACAGCGAGUCCUCACUAUGGGAACGUGAUGCAGUAGAGUCCCACUGCCCUGUUGUCUCCCAUUGCGACGACAUGCGAGGAGGACGCCCUUCUUCCUGGGCCCAGCAGCCACCAGGCCCCGCCCACAUGAUCAAACAGGAAGAGGAAGUGUGUCCACUUUCCGACCCACUGCUGGACCUGCUGGCCAAUCAGCAGUCUCCAGAGACUGAGGCUGAGAACACUGAAUGCGGUGGCAGCGGCCCAGUUCACCUGUCAGACGACGAUCCUCUUUCUUGCUCGUCCCUGCCGACCACCGAGCUCGCGGCAGCGUUUUCGUCUGCACAGGACAAGGAUGGCAGGCGGCGGUUCCUGUGCGGAUUCUGCGAGAAGACCUUCGAUCGCCUCAGCCAUCUGGAACGCCAUCGCCGCAUCCACACGGGCGAACGACCCUACGGCUGCUCCCUCUGCGGACGACGCUUCACUCAGAAGAGCAGCCUGAAAGGACACCUGCGGACACACACCGGGGAACGCCCGUAUCAAUGCCCGCGCUGCUCGCUUGCCUUUGCAACAUCCAGCGCUCGCAACCGGCACCAGUGCACUCAGCCAGCGCCUCAUGGCAGACUGGCGUAUGCCUGGUGAACUCAAAGACACUGAAAAAGAUAGAGACAAAUCAAGAAGACCUUUAUGAAACUUAAAGUUGAGAAUAAAGGAAGUUCCCUUAGCCUUCGUGCCCUCCAGCGCCCGCAAGUGGUACCAUUGCAUAUGCCCAGUGAACUCAGAGACACUGGAAAAGGUAGAGAUGCCCCCUUAGGAUACCCAACUUCAGCACACUCCUUUGCAUUGGGUAGGCGGGGUUUGAAGUGUCUUACUCUACUGGAUGAUGUUCUAGUUAAGUUCCACAGCCGUACCACUGCCUGUGCUGCGCUGCUCCCUCGCCUUUGGCGCCUGCAGCGCUCGCAAUCGGCACCAGUGCCCUCUGCCGGCGCCACACGCUGGCAGACUGGCAUAGCCUAUGCCUGGUGACUAAUUCAGAGACGAUGGAAAGGGUAGAGACGAAUCAAGGAGACGUGUAGGAAGAACCAUGUUAAGUUGCAGUGGCUGAAGGUUGGACAGGUUUCUGCGUUGGUUGGUCUGGUAGCCAUGGGGCAGCCAUGGCUCAAUGGUUAGAGCACUGGUCUUAGAUCAGAGGGUUGCAGGUUCAAAUCCCACCCUUACUUACACCUUCGUCCAUGGCUGAAGUGUCCUUGAGCAAGGCACCUAACCCCACAUUGCUACAGGGCCUGCAACCAAUACCCUGUACCUAAAUAACUAAGUCGCUUUGGAUAAAUAAAGCGUCAGCUAAAAGUAAUGUAAUGUAAUGGUAGAUAGGCCUGCAUUAGAGGCCUGCAACAGGCAGGGCCUCCCGCGGAAAACGCGGUGCAAAAGCAAGCGGCGCAGGGCAAUGUUUGACAGCCUUUCGCGGUAGUUGGAGGGAAUGGAGAGGUGUGGUCGCGGGAGCGGGACAUAGGCAUGUCCUCUGGAAUCCCGCAAAGUGCAUUUGCAUUAAAUACAUUUCAGAAAAUGAUUAAAAUGUGUAUUUUUAAAGUGCCAAAUGUUGU
This is a messenger RNA of Engraulis encrasicolus (European anchovy), 4053 nucleotides long. Its product is annotated as zinc finger protein 473-like. The record is from RefSeq and is a predicted model, not a curated record. Lineage: Eukaryota; Metazoa; Chordata; Actinopteri; Clupeiformes; Engraulidae. The transcript has 8 exons. Bases 365 to 3094 code for a protein of 909 amino acids.